This is a messenger RNA of Lucilia cuprina (Australian sheep blowfly), 1630 nucleotides long. RefSeq lists its product as uncharacterized. The transcript is spliced from 2 exons. Lineage: Eukaryota; Metazoa; Arthropoda; Insecta; Diptera; Calliphoridae. The record is from RefSeq and is a predicted model, not a curated record. Bases 26 to 1552 code for a protein of 508 amino acids.
UGUACAUCAGUUUACAGCAUAUAAAAUGCAAAAUAGUGUUGAGAAAUUCAAAAUCAUAUUUCUUUCAAUUGUUCUAUUUAUUUUAUUUUUUCUGUAUGCAAGUUCUAACCAUAAAAUUAUAAAAUUUUUUGAAAAAAAUGAACGAAAAUUAAAGUUGGAUAAAAGUAAAGCUCCCGACGAAGACACAUUUGUGGAAAAUAUCAUCCAGGAUAUACCGUAUUUACCGAUUGAAAAUUUGAAUAAUCCCAAACAUACAAGUCGUAAUUUCAACAGUUCAUGUGCUUGGUAUCCGAGAUUGUACGAUGUCAAAAUUCACAAUGACUAUUGGCAAGAGUUUAAUAAUCGCAAUAUUUCUUAUUAUAUAUUUGGUGCCUAUUUAGAUAAUAGACCCAGUGUGGUACAAAAGAAACCAGUUGUUCGCGUACUUGCAAUGAUUAACUUUUUAGGACAGAAACCCGAAGAUUAUCCGAUGACCUACUGUCAUCUGUGGUAUGAUGAACAAAGCCAACCGUUUGUGAUACCUAUGAAAGAAAUGACUAAGCUCUGGUACUACGAGUGGGGUAAUAGUCCCGUUUAUAAUUAUGCCCAUUUUAUAAAUUGUCCUCUACCAGAGGAACAUAAGAAUUGGAUACCACGUUCUGUAUCAUUAGUGGCUGAACCCUGUGACAAGGCCACCAAUAACGUGAGAGUUACCUAUCAACCAUUGUUUCCAAACGAAAAAAGGAAAGAGUUUGCUGUAUGCGUCAAAGGCUUAGAUUAUCCCCAUGUAGAUAUCUCACACCGCAUAGUGGAAUACGUCGAAACUAUGCGUUCUUUGGGUGCAGAAAAAAUACUAAUGUAUCAGUUGCAAGUACAUCCAAAUACUACAAAAGUUUUGAAAUAUUAUGAAGAUACAGGAUUUCUUGAAUAUAGGCCCAUGAGUUUAUCGACUGCUGUAAGCAACUUGCACGACUAUCGUCAUUUAGAAAUUAAAAAGAAUGGUUGGUCCUAUAUUCUACAUGAAGUGAUACCUUACAAUGAUUGUUUGUAUCGCAAUAUGUAUCGUUAUAAAUAUGUAGCUGUACAAGAUACAGAUGAGGUACUUAUGCCUUUGGGUAAUAUCACCAAUUGGCAUGAUUUAAUGGAAUUUGGUGAAAACGUCACUGAGGAAAAUUGUAAAAAAUUUGCCAGUUUUUGUUUUCGCUGCAUUUAUUUCCCCCGCUAUCCCCAAAAGCCGCGUUACACCAAUGAUAUUCCUGAAUAUUUUUAUAUGUUGCAGCAUGUGGAACGGGUAAAGGAACACAUUAGACCCGACUGGGCUACAAAAUGUUUACAUAGUACUGAUCGUGUCAUAGGCACUCAUAAUCAUUUCCCAUUUCACUGGGCGUCGGAUGUGUGUGGUAGUUAUUCAUUUGAUGCCGAUGUUGCACAAUUGCAACAUUAUCGUGAACCCGAUAUUAAAGAGACUCUAAAUGAUCCUGUUGUGGACUUAAGUUUGUGGCGAUUUAAAGAUGAAAUAAUAGAGCGCUCAACGCAGGUCUUAGAGGAACUGAACUUUUUUGAGGAUGAUUAAAAUGAUAAGGCUGUCGAUAUGUUAAGAAAACUGUUUUUAAAGGUUUAGGAAAAUUAAUUUAAUUAAAAGUGUUAUUUG